CAAAUGAUGUAUUGGGCUUAAGGGGGCAAGAAGUCUGAAUUGCCCACUUGCCACAGCCCAACUUAUUAAGGCCCAAUUCACAAAGUUUGUGACUUUUCGCAUGAAACAAAACGAAGAGCAUGUUGUCCGUAACCGAGGAAAGGGUUUCCAGUUUUCGCAGCGACGAGCAACAAACACACACUGCUAGGCUGCCGCUGCCCUUUUAUUUCUACAAAAAUCUUCAAUUGGGAGCUAGAGAGACAUAGAGGAAGCGGAGAGAGGUGCAGAAGAUGGAGGAUUUGAAGAAGAGGAAGCUAGAUGAAAUGGGGAACGGCGAGGUGUUGCCCAACUCCAACGAUUCGACCGCGAAUUCAACCACGGAGGAAUUGCGCGCGCUUCUCGACCCGCUCGCUAAGCCGCAGCUUGUUGAUAUUCUUGCUAGAGCGGGGUCCCAAUAUCCUUCUAUUGCCGAAGAAAUUAAAAGUGUUGCAAGUGCUGAUCCUGCCCUUCGCAAGCUUUUUGUUCGUGGUUUAGCAUGGAAUACUACUUCAGAAACUUUGUGUGCUGCAUUUCUAGAGCAUGGUGAAAUCGAAGAGGGUGCUGUGAUAUACGACAAAGUGACCGGAAAAUCGCGUGGUUACGGUUUUGUUACUUUUAAAGAUAUGGAGUCUGCUCAGACGGCUCUAAAAGCACCCAGUAAAAUGAUUGAUGGUCGUAUGGCUGUUUGUAACCUUGCGAGUGAAGGACUAAGCAGCAACAGCAUAACACCUGAUCAAGCCCAAAGGAAAUUGUACGUUGGUGGUUUGUCACCUGAGACGACGAGUGAGAUGCUGCUCGCUUUCUUCAGUAGGCAUGGUGAGAUUGAAGAGGGUUCCGUUGCUUAUGACAAGGACACAAAUAAAUCACGUGGGUUCGGCUUUGUUACCUACAAGACUGUCGAGGCAGCAAAGAAAGCUAUAGACGACCCCCAAAAAUUGCUUGGAGGAAGAAACAUCACUGUCAAGCUAGCCGACAACUACAAAGGGAAGGUUUCACAAUCACAGCUACCACAAUCCGCAGUUCCAUUGCCCGUACAUAUGAAUGGUGGAGCCCCUAUGGGCUAUGCUUAUCCCCAACCAAUGGCAACAUACCCGACUGCUCCCUAUACAAGUCCACCAACGGCAGCAGCUCCUCCAUACGCUGUCCAUCCACAAUACUCUUAUCCUCAGUAUGGUGUUAAGAAAGAAACACCUCCUCAACAAACGGCCAUCGGGGGUUACCCUUCUUACUAUAUGCCCAAGCAAUGACCACCUUAACCCCAACUAGUAGCAUGGAUCGUUGCAAAGAAACUCAAGAAGAGAGAGAAGCUGCGUGCUCUCAUGUCAAUCACUCAUUAAUGUUUGGAUGAAUACGCCAUUUUUUUCCCUUUCUUCUUUUAAUGGUUUUGUUAGCCCUUUCGUAUUUCGUAAUACUGUUGACUAGUGAAUCCUUGCAAUUUAUUUGCUGCGUUGUUUCAUAUGCAUAUAUUGGUUGAGGAUGGAAAAUACUCCGAUUAAUGAU
Salvia miltiorrhiza (redroot sage) is the source of this 1518-nucleotide messenger RNA. Its product is annotated as UBP1-associated protein 2C-like. Gene Ontology annotation, molecular function: RNA binding. NCBI's taxonomy places the organism in Eukaryota, Viridiplantae, Streptophyta, Magnoliopsida, Lamiales, Lamiaceae. The transcript has 7 exons. The coding region runs from base 270 to 1265 and encodes 331 amino acids. The record is from RefSeq and is a predicted model, not a curated record.